UUCUAAUGCUUUUCCUGAUAUUAGCAUUUUAGCAUCUCCAUCUGAGAUGACAGAUUGUAGAGAAUCUCAUUGAAAAAGCAGUUCCUAGCUUAUCUUGUGUCUUAUGUAGUUCUUAAGGGAAGGGGGCCGAAAUUUCUAUUAUUCCUGGGUAUCCCUUCCUCCAAGCUAACAGACUCUGGAACAUGAGUAGGAUCUGGCAGGACAUUUCUGGUGCGCAAAAAAGUAACUGCUGUUCAUUGGCAGGAUUGUUCAAAUUGUACCUCCCUCCCCCAAUUCUUUGUGUAAAGAUUAGGAGGCAGUACCUCCAGAAAGUGAGAAAUCCAUUCAUCCUCCUGCAAAGAGUUUUGUGUGAAAUAAAGGACCCUUUGCAUUAGAAGCUGUACUUCUGCUGGCAAAUAUGGAACAAGGACAGUUUCUUUUUCCCUCAAUAGCUUAUGAUUUGUACUGACUGACCCAGUUGAUAGAUACAUUAUUAAUGCAAAAAAUUGGCCAGAUCUUAUAAUUGGCCCUUAUAAAAGACUGCAUUUUUAUGUUGUAUGGAUGGUACCGAAGUCCAUCUCUACUAUAUCUUUUAAACUACGUCAGUGGUGAUUUGAAUUCUUCUAUGUAUGAGAUCAGGAGGGGAGAAAAUAAUCCCCCUGAGAUAACAGACCUUUGAUAGAAAAGGGAAGAUAAGAAAUCAAAGGAUAUCUUGUAUCUUGUGAUACUAUUUUGUUCAUGGAAACCUUGCUGAUCAAUGGGAUGAUUCCUUCCUGUAGCCCCGUGCAAGUCUUAAACCCUGUGGGAGACCCACAAACAUUGUGAGUGAAAGAUAGUUGUGGGAGGAAGGAAACAUCUAUAAAUCAAGCAUUGAUGCAAAAUAUAUGUUUAGCAUCAUUUGUGUUAUGUUCUUUUUUGUUUAGUAGAAAUAUUUAAGCUUGUGUGCAAAAUGCAACUGGACAUGCUUUACAAUCAAUUUUGCUAUAUUGAUCACAUUACCUACAUAGAAACGUACGUAAGUAUAUGUGUGAAUAUUUAAUACUGCUGUAUUCAGUGGUUUACCAUGAACAUUUUCUGGAAAGUUUAUGAUGAAGGUAUCUCAGUCAAUUGAGAUCUCAAAUGCUUGUUGUGUGGGCAUAUGUUUUGUCAUACCUGCUGUUCAGCUGUUCAUACUGGAAGCUGCUGAACUUACAUGUGAUGGCAGUGGGUUAAAGAUGCCAUUUCCUCUGGGUCAGAAAACCUUUUAUUUGCACUGUACUGAUGCCUAAACGCCUUGAAGUAGGUUGGAUCCUAUUCUGUGUUGCCUUAAAACAUAUAGUAAAUGUUUCCCAUUACUUACAGCUGUAGAGCUAUGUGUGGGUACUUGUACUUCUGUGGGCUUUCACAUGCAAAAUGUCAGAGGCUAUAAUAGGCUGCGCUACAGCAGUACUAUGGAUCCCAUGAGUUAGGAUGACACUUCUGGAUGUCUUCUAUAGAUUUAACAUUCUUCACCAUUCCCUGUAUCUAGUUGGGCUGUUUUGUCAGUUUUUCCCAACGAACUUCUGCUUCAAUAAUUUGGCCCAUUCAUAUAGAUGGUGCUAAUUUUCAGCUCUUUCAUGUUCCUUACCCCAAAGGCGAGGGUUUUUAAAAUGUGAACAGUCACAGUUUAGUUCUUGAAUCCUACGUUUUGGUUAAGCAUCAUUCGGAACAUAUUAGAAGAUGAGGCUAAUGAGCCCACAGAACAGAAGGAUUUAGACUAAUUAGCAGUAAAAAAAAUGCCUCAAACCUUUUGACAGAUGAUGGUGCUUGGGCUUUCCUUAGUACUCGGGCUUCAGCUUCUUAUUAAUCAUUUCCCAGGUUUUGAGCUCCCUGGAGCAGAGCAAACACCUCUGAUUUGCUUUAGCAGCCCAGCAGUUGAUGUCAUUGCCCUAGUAUGUGCCAGUUGUACCUGAAGAUCACUCAAGAGGUGAGGCGCCUCUGUAUGAAUGAGGGGAAGUGAGGAGCUAGUAGUGCUUGGCACAGCCCUGCAGCCGCUGAGCCUCUGGCAAGAGAGUGUGGCUUCCUCUCAGCUAUUGUUAACCAUCUCUUCGUCUCCCCCCCCCCCCAACCUUCCUCCGAGGUUUGAGCAAGCUAGGUUGCAUUUCGAAAUGAGGCUAGAUUAGAAGAAUGUAUGGGCGUGUGUAGUUUUUAUAAAGCUGACACAGAAGAGGGAGUGUGUGCUGCUUCAGUCGCAGAGAGGAUUAUUUUGCCUGUUGUUUAACCGCUCUCCUUGCUGGUACUUCAGGCACAUGUUUGCCAACCCCACCCUGCCGUAAGUAGAGCAGUUAGUCUGCCCCUUUGAAGGCUCAGGUGUCUCAAUCGAGGCUCCGUUUAGCUAAUAAAUCUAGAGAAGGGGGGUGGUCCAUCUGUCAGGACCCCUCAUAGCUGACUCACAGGAAGUGCUAAAAGGCUUGGCACUGGGUGACCGGCUCCAGGAGCUUGCCCCUCCUUCUCUGCUGCCUCUGCCUGCAUGUGUCUCCAGCCCUUUCCUAAAGAACAAUUGAACUGCCUUGGAAGUUUGGAGAGGACGAAGGGAUCUCCUUAAAGUUGUCUGUCUAGCCGCCUGCAGGAUGCUUAGUUUGACACCGGUUUAGACAGCUGUCAGUCUCCAUCUUCUCUCUUCCCUCCUCCCUCCCCCUGCUUCCCUUGUGGAUUGCUUUGUCUGGACGAAAAAAGGUGACCAUGGUCCAACGCUUCAGCCUCAGGAGGCAACUAUCAAAGAUUGAACGACUAGAUGUAAGCAGCCUAGCACCAGCAUCAAGCACACUAGUCUCCAGCAUAGACUGCAGUAUCAAUGCUGACUCUGUUGAUGGUACACCAGACCCACAGCGCACGAAAGUGGCCAUUACCCACCUGCAGCAGAAGAUACUAAAGCUGACAGAGCAAAUCAAAAUAGAACAAACAGCUCGAGAUGACAAUGUGGCAGAAUACCUUAAAUUAGCCAAUAAUGCAGACAAGCAACAGAGUGCCAGGAUAAAGCAGGUGUUUGAGAAGAAGAACCAGAAGUCAGCCCAAACAAUCCUCCAGUUGCAAAAGAAGCUAGAGCAUUACCAUCGGAAGCUGCGAGAGAUCGAGCAGAAUGGUAUCCCUCGACAGCCCAAAGAUGUCUUGAGGGAUAUGCACCAGGGACUGAAGGAUGUGGGGGCAAAGGUCACUGGCUUCAGCGAAGGAGUGGUUGAUAGUGUUAAAGGUGGACUUUCCAGCUUCUCUCAGGCAACCCACUCCGCAGCAGGGGCUGUUGUUUCCAAACCCCGAGAGAUUGCCUCACUCAUUAGGAACAAGUUUGGGAGUGCCGACAAUAUUGCUAGUCUGAAGGACUCCUUGGAAGAAGGUCAGGAAGAUGGAACGGGGGGAAAGGUGUUAGGUGUUCAUAACUUUCAGUCAAGCCCAAAAUAUGGCAGUGAGGAAGAUUGCUCCAGCGCUACGUCAGGCUCUGUGGGGGCUAAUAGCACUACAGGGGUCCCCAUGGGAGCACCAAGUUCCAAAACAAACACCAUGGAAAUGCAGAGCUCAGGGUUUGAUGCAAUACUGCAUGAGAUUCAAGAUAUCAGAGAGAUGCAAACACGGCUGGAGGAGUCAUUUGAAAAUCUUAAGGUUCACUACCAGAGGGAUUAUUCCUUGAUAAUGCAGGCUCUGCAGGAAGAAAGAUAUCGAUGCGAACGUCUGGAAGAGCAACUGAAUGACUUGACUGAGCUCCACCAGAAUGAGAUCCUCAAUUUAAAGCAGGAAUUGGCCAGCAUGGAGGAAAAAAUAGCUUAUCAGUCCUAUGAGCGAGCCAGAGACAUCCAGGAGGCCCUAGAGGCAUGCCAAACAAGGAUCUCAAAGAUGGAACUCCAACAGCAACAGCAGCAAGUGGUCCAGCUGGAAGGCCUGGAGAACGCCACUGCCAGAAACCUCCUGGGCAAGUUGAUCAACAUCCUCUUGGCUGUCAUGGCAGUCCUGUUGGUCUUUGUCUCCACCGUGGCCAACUGCGUGGUCCCCCUCAUGAAAACUCGCAGCAGGACGUUCAGCACUUUACUUGUAGUGGUCUUCAUUGCCUUUUUCUGGAAGCACUGGGAUGCCAUUGCUGGCUACUUGGAACGGUUCUUUUCUCCCCCAAGAUGAUGUUACGAAGAACUGGCUGUUGCCCCUCCAGCCCCAGGGCCCUCUGGCUAAGGGAGCGUGGCAAAGCUUAGUCAACAACUCCUUCCUCCGCUGAAGUUUUAAAGUGUCAGAGUGUGAAUUUGUUUACAGUUAAAAUAACGUUUUUUCUCUCUGCGAGACACAUUGGCAAUAGUGUUUUUUAGAUUUUAUUCAAGAGCUCUUUUUUGGCAGAAAUCCUGGAUAAUUUUUAUGUAGCAUGGUUCUCUUUGGAUGCAAAUCUUAUUAUUCCUUAAGUGUACAAAAAAUAAAACACCAAUUUGGAGCACACCAAUGGGCAAUUUAAAUUAUGGCUCAAGCUACUGUAUUAAACCUGUUGUGAAGAAGAAAAGACAUUUACACAAAGCAUAACAAAGAUUAAUCCAGUGCACAAAUGGUACCGCGUUGACCCCAUAAUGCUACUGUGAAACCUGACUACAUUCCAUGUCCGAAUGUAUAGCUUCAGGGUGACUUUCUUUAAUGGAAGACCAAUGCAAUGCGUGGAGCUCCCUGGAUCUAUUGCUGGGUUUGCCUGUUCUCUUAACUGAGCAUCCACACUCUUUCUCUAAAACCUGUUCAAUUUUUUGACUAAGGAUAUGAAGUGGAUGUGUUAUACCACACACAGUUACUGCACAGUUGUACUACAGUAUUUUGAAGUAGCCCUUUAAAUACUUUAAGCAAAUGCCCUUGGUCGCACUUUUACUGUUUUUUAAUAUGUGUAUAGUCACAGAUUUAAAAAUCUGAAUGGCAUACUUGAAGAGUGUAAUACUCAAACUCUCAGUGCUUCCUUAUUGUUUCUAAUAGGAUUUUUUAUUAUUCUUAUUGGGGGUUGUUUUUCAAUUCAGUGGUUGGGCAGGUCAUUUCUUUCCCUUUUGAAAUAAAGAAGUGAUGUUCUUACAUGAAGAAAUGUGUGAAUAAAUGUGAGCUGUCUUGUCCUGAACCAGUUCUGAGGAGAGAGCAGAAGCAGCUUCUUGUGCAUCUUGAAGGCACAACUUUUCCAAUGUGAUCUGUUUCCUUCUUAACUUGCAGAUGCAGCUUCACAAAAAGAGAUCUUCUUUCUCCUCCUAUCAGUCUUCUCAUCAUUUCUUUUCCUUUUAUGGCCAGGAGGAGAAUUAAAAUCUCAUCCCUGGGUCUGUUGCAUCUGGACUUAGAAUCUAUUCUUGUUUUUAAGGAAAGAAGAGAGGUAACCUUUUCAAAGCAACUGACUGAGUUCCAAUUCUGUUCUGUGAAAAGUAAUUGGUACCUGGGAAUCUCACUGACCAUUCGUAGGACUUAAACUUUCUGUUUAGGCUCAUGAAUGCCAAAGUUGGGGUUGCCCCUGGAAGAGCUUAUGUCCAGUCAACUUCAGGUCUGUUUUAAAAAGUUACCCUGUUUAAGGAAAGACUAAAUGAUUAAGGAAACAAAGGGCCAGUGCUUUAGGCAGGGGUUGGAAACAUGUCACAUUCCAGAUGGUGGAUUGCAUCUCCUAUCCAAGCUCAGUCAGUGGGAGAUGGGAGUUACAGCUUGGCAAAUCUGAAAUGUCACAUAUUUCUCUCCCCUGCUUUAUAUAUUCCUGAGUCAAGUUAUGAUUCAAAUGAACCCCUGAUAACUGAAACCAAAGUUGUCCUAUUAGUAAACUGACAAUACUUCUUGUUGGUGUUUCCUGGUGUGUUUAUAGCCCCGCUCUGCAUCUUGUUCCUCCAUAGUCUGUCCUAGUGAGAGCUAGCUUCUCUUUACAGGUUAUAAUAGGUGGUACAGCUUUACUAACGGCAAGUUGUACCUUACAGGAAUUAAUGAAACAGAACUGCCAGUGACAUAUACUGCCCUGCUUACCCCACCUCCACUGGCCUGUUUCUCCAUGUGGCUUUUCCAUGGCUUUUUAAAAGGAAAGCAGGGGCUCACACAAGUUACUUACACAGGUGACCCCCCCACAGAUCUUGCCCUGGGUGAGAGAUGCAUUGAGAAGAAAAGUGGCAAAGGAACAGCUUGAAAAACCUCCUUGCUUUUUGGAACCGUGUGGUUUAGCCCUAGAAUGGUAGCAACCUCUGUUACAUCUGUGACGCCGCAGCUAUGGUGUCAUAUCUUUCUGGAGCCUUUUCUUUGUAGUGGCCUACAGGGUUUAUAUCUAUAAAAUUCAGACUUAUUCUUGAAUCUGUUUUUUUUUUUCUUUUCACUAUGAAGCAGUAAAAAGGAGAAAAAAAUCUUCAAUAUUGCUGACAUUUCAUCACUUAUUGCAAUUUAUCUGUGGCCAGUGUUCUUCCAUAAGAACCUGACAAAAUGCCCAAGUGACCUAUAAUGAUGCCUGACAGGGAAUGCAGGAACUCUUGCUGUUAGGGCUUUAUUUUCUAGAACUAUGUUGUGAUGUAGUUUGCAUUCAUACAUGGGAUUUGUUCUUUUUGGUUGCUGUUGGGCAGCAAUGGGAAAUUUUCUCUCAGCCCUGAUCUUAAUCUCAGUGAUUUUACAUAUCAUUCCUAGACUCAUAAGUCUGUGUACUCAAAUUCUUCAUGCCAAUAUCACCAUACCUUGUCACUGGUCAAAUAUCUUGCCUGUCCUUUUAAGGAAAUAACUUGCCAAUGUCAAUAGACUUGAGCCAAAUAAUAAACAUUCCUGUUUCCCUAAUGUUAGAGAUACAGAAUUGGAUUAUUAAUGUUUAUCUUGGCCUGCCACAGCAACACGCUGUUGAAUGCUGACACUGCCUGAUAUUCACAGACUCAAAAGGAUCCUACUUUCCCUACACAUUUCUCCUGUUGUUCAUAAUGAUCUCCUACACUAAGUAACAAGGUCAGACUUUGGACUGCAACUAGUAUGUUCGAAAUUAGUUUCUUCCAAAAAUUCCUGGCCCCAUCUUCAGAUUUUUACUGCAGACAAGUUGAGCUCAGGGUACAAAGCAAUGUGAAAUGAAUCAAUAAAGUUCAUAUUGGUGCUCAUCACCCUGUAAAAUCUAAAAAGAUGUUUUUAUUCUUCUACCUGUAAAAAAAUCAGUUAUAGUAUUUGAAUUCUGAGCAUACAGUAUCUCAUGAAAAGGAAAAUAAUUAACAGAAUCCUUGAUCCUCCCAAGCUGUUCUGUCAAGGUCUUUUCCCCUGUAGUUCUCAACAUCUUUUGAAAUCUUUUUUAAAAUGCUGUCCAUGCUUUGUGAAGUUGCAUUCAAUCUCUUGACCACCCGAAUGCUAACUCUUCUGUCAUCAUUUUGCCUUUUCUUUGCUAGCGGAUCAUACAUUCCCCUCCUGUUGGUCUAAAGGGCUGUGACUGCAUCAAACUGUUUUAACAAUGUUAAUUGUUUGAAAAUGUGACUUUAGCUUUAAAAUCCCCAGUUCCUUUGCAAGUGCUGUAUUCUUUCUCUUAAAGGUGAAGCAUUCCUGGAUGAUUUGUGAGAGGUAGAGGCUGCCAGUGAGCGAGUCCAAGAGCAAGUGUGUAUGUGUGUGUGUGUGUGUGUAUCUAAUGUUCUUAUGAUUACUAUUACUGGUGUGGCACUCUUGAGUUAAGGAAUUGCAUAGUUUUCUAUUUGGAUAGAGUGAAAGGUUUAGUAUGUUAAUCACAUAUCAAUUGAUUGCAAAAAAAGAGAAAAGAAAUGAAUGUAACAGGUUGCCUUGAUGGAAAAGGUUACAUGUCAGCACACUUUCCAUGGUUCAUAAGACAUCAUUUUCCUUUUAGUUGGGUAUUUAAGAAAGAACCGAAUUGAAAAGCUACCAUUUUUAGAUUUCUUUUGUUCCUUCCCACCAUUGCAUGAUAACUGAGUACAUUCUGAAUAUGAACUCAGUGAUGACACUUCAUUGUUUACUCCAACUUUUGUGGAUACUUUCAUUGGGGAGUUUUGUUGGUUGAUGCACCAGCCAAAGGAGGCAUAGUAAUUCAGCCCUUUAGUUGGAAGUAGGGCCUCAAGAAGAAAAGCUGCAAGCAGUACAAGUCAAGAAGCCAGGUGGUUGAAAGCAAGUGGAUGGGUAUUUUCCUUGGUAGGCUCACUUCCCAGUUCCAAGAGGAUUCUGAAUGUGGCUGAAGAGUCCUGUGCGUGUGUCUGCGUGUAUGUCUGUGUUGUGUAUGCAGGGUGGUAUCGUGCAUUAGUAGGCAACUGACCUAGAGGUAAGUGCGUUUUUUGAAAAGUAUGAAAUAAAAACUCACUUGCCACGGGAUGAAGAGUACAGAUAUGACACUUGUGAAGGUAACACUGUAGUUUAUAGUUCUUUAAGCUGCUAAUUGUUGAGAGGGAUUGACUUUUGUCUUGUCUGGUCGUCACAGGUUUGUCUGUGACACAUACUGUAUAUAAAAUUAAAUAAAAACCUCAGAUAUGAAA
Anolis carolinensis (green anole) is the source of this 8384-nucleotide messenger RNA. RefSeq names its product transmembrane and coiled-coil domain family 1 (gene tmcc1). The record is from RefSeq and is a predicted model, not a curated record. Gene Ontology annotation, cellular component: endomembrane system. The transcript has 4 exons. Bases 2680 to 4101 code for a protein of 473 amino acids. Gene Ontology annotation, biological process: endosomal transport; endosome fission; endosome membrane tubulation. NCBI's taxonomy places the organism in Eukaryota, Metazoa, Chordata, Lepidosauria, Squamata, Anolidae.